Molecule: messenger RNA, 738 nt
Organism: Chionomys nivalis (European snow vole)
Lineage: Eukaryota; Metazoa; Chordata; Mammalia; Rodentia; Cricetidae
Gene: Fgf3
Product: fibroblast growth factor 3
Exons: 3
Coding region: 1-738 (245 amino acids)
Biological process (GO): positive regulation of protein phosphorylation; positive regulation of cell population proliferation; positive regulation of gene expression
Cellular component (GO): cytoplasm
Molecular function (GO): fibroblast growth factor receptor binding; growth factor activity
Source: RefSeq, a predicted model, not a curated record
AUGGGCCUGAUCUGGCUUCUGCUGCUCAGCUUGCUGGAACCCGGCUGGCCCGCGACGGGGCCCGGGACACGGCUGCGGCGCGAUGCGGGCGGCCGUGGGGGCGUCUACGAGCACCUCGGCGGGGCGCCCCGGCGCCGCAAGCUCUACUGCGCCACCAAGUACCACCUCCAGCUGCACCCCAGCGGCCGCGUGAACGGCAGCCUGGAGAACAGCGCCUACAGCAUCCUGGAGAUUACUGCGGUGGAAGUGGGCGUGGUGGCCAUCAAAGGGCUCUUCUCUGGGCGGUACCUGGCCAUGAACAAGAGAGGACGGCUGUAUGCUUCGGAGCACUACAAUGCAGAGUGUGAGUUCGUGGAGCGGAUCCAUGAGCUGGGCUACAAUACUUAUGCCUCCCGCCUGUAUCGCACAGGGCCCAGUGGGCCAGGGACUCGGAGGCAGCCUGGUGCCCAGAGACCUUGGUACGUGUCUGUAAAUGGCAAGGGUCGGCCACGCAGGGGCUUCAAGACCCGCCGCACACAGAAGUCCUCCCUCUUCCUACCCCGAGUGCUGGGCCACAAAGACCAUGAGCUGGUGCGGCUGCUGCAGAAUGGCCAGCCACGAACCGCGGGAGAGGGCAGCCAGCCCAGACAGCGGCGGCAGAAGAAACAGAGCCCAGGAGACCAUGGCAAGAUGGAACCCUUGUCUCCUAGAGUCGCUCCAGGCACCCAUCUGGAGACAGGUGAACUGGCUGUGGCCUAA